AUGACGGCCAUCGAGACUGCGAACAUGGCCGCACUUCCCAAAGACUUCGCAGCCAUUCCGCGGCUGGCACUAACUUUCUCGACACCUCUGUUGAUCGAGCCUCUAGAUCGCCUGACAUCACACCUUGGCCAGGGCGGUGAACCUUCGGCACGCGUGUUUGCAUGUCGCGAGGAUAUGAACAGCGGCCUAGGAGGCGGCGGUGGCAAUAAGCUGCGCAAGCUGGAGUACGUAUUGGCCGACGCAGUAGCGCAAACUCCCCGGCCAGAAUAUCUCGUCACCGAAGGUGGGAUCCAAAGCAACCAUGUUCGCCAGGUUGCGGCAGCAGCGGCGAAAUUGGGCUUUAAAUCCGUCUUGGUCAUCAACGAUCUCGUCCCUGAGAGAAGCCAUGCUUCGGAUCCCCAUCUUAGUAGAAGCUACAACGAGCAUGGAAAUGUGCAUUUAACGGAGCUCAUGUCUGCAGCGCGUGAAGAACACCCCGGGGUAACGGCCAAGGACCUCCUAGAUACGAAACGGGGAUAUUGGAUCCCGUCUGGCGCGUCAACACAUCCACUGGGGGGCCUGGGCUACGCCAAAUGGGCAUUUGACCUCGUGGCGAGGGAACGAGAAAUGGGUCUGUUCUUUGACUCGAUUGUUCUCUCAGUCAUGUCCGGAAGUACGCUUGGCGGCAUGGCCGCUGGCUUUGCGCUGGUAGACGAGCUUCAAAAACGAGCCGGCGGGAUGCCACGCCAACGGCGGUUGAUAGGCGUGGCAGCAGGCCCGAAGCCCAGGGAAGACUUUGUACAACUUGUUUCGGGGAUUGCAGAAACCACUGGUCGGAGGAUUGGGCUCGAAAAACAUAGCCUCACAGGUAACGCUUUCGAAAUCGAUUUGCGAUGGCAUGGCGAUGCGUAUGGCAGGCUAGAUGACACGACUAGGAGGUAUAUCAAGCUAGCGGCGAGCACUGAAGGACUAGUAGUUGAUCCCGUCUACUCCGGGAAGGCUUUCACCGGCGUUUGCAGAAUGGUAGAAGCAGGUGAGCUCCGGGGUAAUGUUUUGUUCGUGCAUACUGGCGGAGUGUUGAGUCUAAGCGCAUACCCUGACAUGAGAUGA
Molecule: messenger RNA, 1089 nt
Organism: Metarhizium brunneum ARSEF 3297
Lineage: Eukaryota; Fungi; Ascomycota; Sordariomycetes; Hypocreales; Clavicipitaceae
Gene: acdS
Product: 1-aminocyclopropane-1-carboxylate deaminase
Molecular function (GO): D-cysteine desulfhydrase activity
Source: RefSeq, a predicted model, not a curated record